AUGCAGGAAGUUAUUCGUCAACUGAUGACUAAGUUCAAUGUGGUCUUCGAAGAAUACUAUGAGAAGAAGCGACUGGAGAUACGCGGCAUCAGCAAACGUGUGGUUCGCAUCAACCAGAUACUUCCUGACCUCUAUCCUGAUAAGCCGCUAGUUUCGAUGACAAAGUACGAGUUCCAGCCCGUGGAGAAGCCGGAGGUUAUACUCACUGUAACCGAUGAGGAAGUAGACGUGGAAAAGUAUCUGUCGCCGGAACAGAUUGCUGAGUUGGAGCGUCUGGCCGCCCUUGAGGCUGAACGACUUCGGCUUGCAAAACUGGACAACUGGCGCGAGCGUGGUCUUGAGGACAUGAUGGGUGGAGUGCUUGAGGUGCGUCGAGAGGACGAACUCAAAAAGGACAUUCCGAAGCCGGCAUUUUUGCUGGCAGGCAAACCAGAAAUUGAGUGGACGGAGGAUGAAAAACGCAUUUAUAAUGCCUAUCUGAAAGCAGUGAAGGAAUUGGAAGAGGAGAGGGAGAAGUACCGCAAGGUAAGUCAUACCUCCUCCCGACCGUUCUCUUUCUUGGAAGCCGAUAUGAGGAAGAAUAUGGCGGCCAUCGAUGAAGCGAAAGCCAAGUUCAAUGAAAACAUGGUCGAACUAUUUGCAAUUUGGUUAAGAUACGAAGUUGCUACCCUCCAGGAAGUUGUAAAAAUUUGGAAACUCAAGAGCUCAAUUCUGCUGGACGAGGAGUUACGGCAUCAUGAACUUGUACUGCAAGAGCGAGUAGAAGAUCUGCAAAAGCGAUUGGAAGAGCUCGAUGUUGUUAUCCGUGAAGUUCGCGAUGUCAUUGAAAGGGUACAAGAGGCAGUCGAACUCUUGGCAGCCGAGGACAGGCUGAUGGAAAAGGCAUUUAAAAAAGAAUUCCCCGACGUUCAUGGUGCAGUAUUUGACCUCCUAAACAAGGCUUACAAGCGUCGACCUAAGUAUGUUGGAAAAUUUUUUGCCGAAUUUCAAUAUUGGUUUGUUUAA
Messenger RNA from Dibothriocephalus latus, 1005 nucleotides. The record is from the annotation of a GenBank genome assembly. Lineage: Eukaryota; Metazoa; Platyhelminthes; Cestoda; Diphyllobothriidea; Diphyllobothriidae.